Molecule: messenger RNA, 570 nt
Organism: Aedes aegypti (yellow fever mosquito)
Lineage: Eukaryota; Metazoa; Arthropoda; Insecta; Diptera; Culicidae
Product: cysteine-rich venom protein 6
Exons: 2
Coding region: 99-368 (89 amino acids)
Source: RefSeq, a predicted model, not a curated record
AUAGUAAGAUUCAGUAAUCGGUAGUCGAACAUCCGUUAUCGUUACGCUCAUAUAGUAAUUACGAAUCGAACUUGUAGAUCGAACCUGACCUAGGCAGAAUGCGCUUCACCGUAGUCGCCGUUCUUUCGGUGGCACUUUUCGCCAUCGCUUUUGGAAGACCACAUUGUUGCGAUGAGAACAAGGUGUUCAACCAGUGUGGAUCAGCAUGUCCUGAGACGUGCGAAACGAUCGAACAUGAGGAACCCGAACCGUGCCCGGAGAUUUGUGUGAGUGGAUGCUUCUGCCGCGAAGGUUACGUUCUGGAUUCGGAUGACAAAUGUGUACUACCGGAGGAUUGUCCCAACAAUGCCACUACUUAUGCCUACUGAAGGGAGUGAUCGUGAAAGAUGGAAUCGCGGAAAUUCAUAUAAUACGAGUAAUUUAUUUGAUAUUGUGUGUCUCUACUUCUUUAAUUUUAUUUUUAAUUUAUCUUACCUUUAUAUAAAUAAAUGUUCUGUAACUUUUCCGUAAUUUAGUGUAAUUCUCUCGCGUGUGUUUUAAUGGCUAAUAUACGUUUGUCUUAAUAAAUUA